AAUGCUUUUGCCCUAACCCAAAAGUUGGGCUUUUUUCCAAAAUUAUCACAACUUUUCCGGGUCAUUCUGUAAUUUUCAUAAACCUCAAGGACUUCAAACCAAAAUCGGUAGUUAAGCCAACUGCAACUACAAAUACCUAAGUUGACCUUAGUUGAAUGUGAAGCGAACUUCAGCAGCAGCAAGCAGAAUCGAAUAAUAAUGUUGCUGCAAAAUUCCAAUUUUUGCCGGAUUAAUUUCCUGCAGAAUGGGAAUAAUUUUUCUCCCCCAAAUUCGCGUCUCCAUUUCUCGAAGAGGUACGCCGGAGCUCCUGCUCUACGUUGCGUCUCCGAACUCGCUUGCCACAGUAUUUCGAUCGGAGACGUCUCCGGAGUUUUCCACAACAAGGUUUUGGUAGCAGCAGUUGUAUCGGCGGCAAUUGGGCAAUUAUCGAAGCCGUUUACUUCGACUUUAUUAUAUGGGAGGAAAUUCGAUUUGAAGGCUGUCGUUCAGGCUGGAGGGUUUCCUUCUACACAUUCUUCUGCUGCUGUGGCUACUGCAACUUGUCUUGUUCUUGAGAGGGGAUUUUCUGAUGCAAUUUUCGGAAUGGCUGUAGUUUAUGCUGGCCUUAUCAUGUACGAUGCACAGGGAGUUAGAAGGGAAGUGGGCACUCAUGCAAAAGAACUAAACAAAGUUCUGCUAAGAUCCACACCAUAUUCAACUUCUUCAAGAAACGAGGCCGAUGAUUUUACCAAUUCUUUUUCCAGAGAAGCAUCUUCGAAUUUGGAGAAAAUCGACCCCGUUUUCUUGGAAGAGCAGAGUUCUUUAGAGAAAAAACAAACGAGUUCUUCUCUAUUAUUGAAGUCCGACGAAAAGAUGCCGAAUAGUGUAGUUUCUGAUGUCAAUGUAGGAAGAGAAAGGGUGGCGUAUAAUUUAUCGCCGUUGAAAGAAUCGAUUGGCCACACGGAAAUCGAAGUUGCUGCAGGUGCUCUGUUAGGUUUCUUGGUUAGUAUAGCAAUAUGCCCUUAUGUAUAAAUACUAUAUAUACUUAUGAUCCAAUUUUCAUUUUUUUUUAUGACAUUUAAUUAAGGUGACACUAUACCGUAAGUUUCAUCGAUCUCAUUAUUAAUAAAACUUUUCCUUAAUAAGUUUGCACUCA
Messenger RNA from Erythranthe guttata (spotted monkey flower), 1135 nucleotides. Its product is annotated as Acid phosphatase/vanadium-dependent haloperoxidase-related protein. The record is from RefSeq and is a predicted model, not a curated record. NCBI's taxonomy places the organism in Eukaryota, Viridiplantae, Streptophyta, Magnoliopsida, Lamiales, Phrymaceae.